AUGAUGCCACCGACGAAGCUGCUCUUGAUAUUCUUUGUCUUCCUCGUUGCAAAUGUCAAGGUACUAUUUUUGAUUAUUUAUUUGUUAUUUCUUGAUUCAACUUGUUAUGCUGCGACCUUUGACGAAUGUGCCUUUCUGUCCGACGAAUUAUUAGGAUUUCGAAAUGAAGUGUUCUUUUAUUUUUUGCAGUUCGGAUUUGAAAAAUUAUUUGGGCUUUAUUCCGGAAUUUAGGCGGCUUUUUUUCAAAUUCAAGGCUGCUUUUUUUUGUGAAAAAGUGAGGUUUUACGCAUUAAUAUUGUAAAAUGUGUUUUCCUUAAGAAAUUUUUUUAGGACCCUAGAAAAAAAUAUUCUGAACUUUCCUUUCGGCAAAAAGACGAGUAAAAAAAUCAGUUGGUCACGUUUUUCGAAAUUAACUAUUUGAACUAUUUGGUGAGCUUAAAAAAAUGUUUUCUAAUCAAAAAAAUCCGUUUUUAACCCUCUCUUCAUAUUUAAAGGGAUUUUUUUUAUGUUUUAAUCAUUAAAGAAAAAGUUCUUAUUUGUCUUUUUUUAUUCGGUUUUGAGCGGGUUUUUUCAGAUUCUAACUGAAAAAUUCUUUCUGAAAAAAAUCGAGAAUGUUCGCAUUUUUUUCUUUUUGAAAAAAAUAUGAAGAAAAAUUAAAUUUUUUUUGGAGGAUUGUUGAGAAAAAAAUUCUGGAUUGUUUUUUUGAAAAAUCGAGUCAAGCAAAAACUAGUUAAAAGCGAAUCGUCAUUUUUUUCAAAUUAACAAUAAAAGUUCUCAGUUUCUAUUACCUUUUUCUUCGUGUUGACCGAUGUUUAAAGUUUCAGUCAAUAAAAAGAGAUAAUUUCAUUUUUUUUUUUUAAUUUGAACAUGACACCACUUUCCACUGGUACAAAGAUCAAAAUUGAAACUUUCUCGAUGAAACAAAGAAACUUUCGCUUGUCAAAACAAGAAGGAAGUUGUGAGAUGACAGAAUGGCAACCUUGUGAACCGGUCUUUCCUAUCAAAUACCAAGAAACGGCUGUUUCCUUUUCAGGCCCAAGACUUCAUGUCGUUUCUCUCACCGUUCCUCGGUGGCGGCGGCGGCGGCGGUGGAGGCGGUAAUCCGCUCGGUGCCGCUGGGGUGAGCCAGACAAUUUAUUGGAAUAACAGUGGAGAUAAGAAGCAUAUAGUCGAUAGAUAGGGACUCUAGGGGGAGUGGCCUGUCUGUGCUCUCUACCAACCAGGCACUUUCUCUUACAUUAUCGUGUCAGGACCCAUUUCUCGAUGGCUCAAGUCAGCCGUGAAUCAGCUGUAUAACCUGGGUACCACGACUUGGAAUUUUACGGAACGACAUUCCGCUGUGCCGCUGCGCGCCUUUGCGAACCUUGGUCGCGCUUUUUAUUAUUUUGAUUUUAUUAAGGUACUCUACUUUCAUGUGCUCCCACAGCAAUAACAAUCAAAUGAAAGCGUGACCUAUAUUCAAAAAACGCUUCGCGAACACACGCAGCGGAACAGCGGAAUGUCGUUCGGUGAAAUUUCAAGUCGUGGCACACAGACUAUAACUAUAAAGUGCUCCGUGCGAGACGGUCUUCUUUUGAAAAAAAAAUAGAAAAAGUAUUGUCAGCUUUUCCGUAAACAGAUUUAACGAAACCAGAAGUUUUGAAUAUCACAAUGUUUGAUGGAAAAAUCGGUCCAAUUUUUGAGAUGGCAUUUUUUUCAAGUUAUCUAAGUUUCAAAAGGUUUUUGGGCUUUAUUAUGUUGAAAACGGUUUCAAAGUACGUAGGCUUUCAUAAUAAGUCCAGCUUCAAAGUCAGUCCUUAGGAAAUCUGUCAAAAAAUUCACAAGACAACUUGGGUCCUACAACGAUGAAUCACGGUAUAGUGCCUUCAUGGAUGUUUUAGUUAAAGUGCCCUUAUAAAUUCUCGGAAGAAGAACUCAUAUUUGAACAAAUUCGGGAAUUUGAUUAUUUACCUGUUUCAAACGAUUUACAAAAGGGUAUUUCUUUUUUUCGAAGUUGAUUCUUUUCGUCCGUAAUUACGUUUACUUCUGAAGUUGAAAUUCUUGAACUCUAGAGAUUCUUUUCCUCACUAGCAAUAUCAUUUACAGCCAUUUAUUUUUUUAAACAUUUUUUUAGCUUCAACAAAAAAAUGAUCAAACAAUUUAUGAACGUUUUUUUAAAAAAAGAAAGAAGAGUUUUUUUGUCGAAAAAAAUUCAAACUUGAAAGAGUUGAAGUUCAUUUAUAGCUAUCUUGAAAGUCCUAUGUUUAUUUCAUAAUGAAAAACUUCUCAAAUUUUGUCAUGCUACUUAGACUUUUUUUCUUCUUUCUUUAAUAAAAUCGGUUUUCAGGGUCUUUUCCAACAAUUUGCGCCCAGCGGAGGCGGCAACGGCGGUGGUUUCGGAGACCUUUUCAAACUUGGAUCCAGCUUUUUAAAUGUAAGUUUUAUAAGCUCUAAACUUCAAAAAAAGGGCGGAGGAAAGUUGAGCUUUUCGGUCAUAGAAGAAAAAAAAAUUGGAGUUUUUCGUGUCAAAACAUAGGUGAUUCAUCUGUUUCGAACUUUUUUUUAAAAUCCGUCAUUAAUUCAUUUUUUGAUGGAAGAGACCGAAGCUGUAAUUGACUAUAUCUUACAAGUUUGUUAUUUUGAAAUCUCGAACGCUGUUCUGAGAAAUUCAAACUCGAAAGAGUUGGACUUCAUUCUUUAUUUUUCUUGGUUGUAGGAAAAACGAAUAAAAAAAUUUAUAUUUUACUGUGACACAAUAGAUUAUUUAACUGUUUCAGAGCCGUUUCGAAAAAAAUAUUAUUAAUUUAUGUUUCACUUAGACCACCAUUUAUUUUAUAGAAAAAAAUAUUGUCUGUAGAGCGCAAAUGAUUGACUAAUAGUGGCUAAGUUAGUUUAUAAUAUUUUUUUAACUUUUUUUUAUUCUAAAAAGUUCAGUCUUAAAAAGAGUCGAACUUCAUAUGUUAUUGCCUUGAAAAAUAGAAGAAGAUUCUAGAAAAACGAAAAAAAGUUAACUUGAACACGUUUUUUUGUUAGAAAAACAGAUCGUUUUUUCAAAAACGUUUUUUUGAAAAAUUUUUAAUAAUUCAUUUUUUUGAUCAAUUUGAGUUUCAAAAAAAUUUCUAAAAUGCGCAAAUGGUUGAAUAGAUUUUUUUAUUAGCUCAAAAUUUUUGAAAUCCGAAGCAAUCCCCCUCUGCACGUUUUUCAACAAAAAGUUUUGUUUUUUUUUGGAGUUUUGCAUGAAUAUCAGUUCUGCAUGAGUUGUAGACUAGAAACUAAAAAAACUUUUUGUUUUUUUCUUCAAUUUUGGGUGAAACCGGCGAACAAGCCACGGAGGCAUUUUGGAAGGUUCCGUAAAAGGAGACGUCAGUUGGCGCGAGCGAGAAAGGCACGAAAUUUUCUUUAAAAAUAAUUUAUAGUUUCAAAGGCUUUUGGAGAAUUUAAAAAAUAAAAGAUUGUUGUCCCAAGCUAGCUGUGAAAAGGAUGCUACUAUAAGAGCGAGUUUUUCAUUUCCGAAGAGUACGGUAUGGUAAAAUUCUGAGGUGUUCUUUCUGUGUGUCUGCAUUUUCGCGGCGGGACAUUUUCGAGUGUCCGCUUUUUUGCAUUUUUUCUUUUUGAAUUCUAUCAGAAUGGAUUUUAACUACAUGAAACAGUUGAAAUACAUGAACUAUUCAUUUUAUUUUAAUAAAACUAAAACUAAAAAAUAAAAAAUCCAAAAAGGCGGAAAUAAACUAUUCAAAAAAAGUCACGCACAAAUGAGUGUAAACACAAAAUGAACAGCACAGAAUGCGGACUUUUACAUACAGUACCCUUCGAAAAUGGGAAAAUUUGUUUUCGACAUUUUGAGCGAUCAUGUUUGAAGUAAUACUUUUUUUAACGUUGUUGUGUUCAGAGAAUGCCCCCGCCAGGACAACCGGCCCCGGCGGCUGGACCUCGACCAGCCCCAGCGCCUGUCCCGACCGACGCCGACUAUGCGACUGAUCUCGAGGUAUGAUCUCGGAGGUUAGUAUGAGCGCGAUUCAGAAUGAAACAGUUUCGAAAAAUGAAUUUGUAAGAGUUUCCAAGGCCUCAGAACAGUGUAAAAUUUAUUUUUUGUGCUUUUUCACAAUUUUCCACCAACUCAAGACUAUUUUCAAUAAUAACUUCCAGUCGGUCAACGCGGCUCCAGCCCGAACCCACGCCGUCCGCACAAAUCCGCAUCCAAGACCUUCUCAAGGUGACUACGACGAUAAUAUUGACAUGUCUUUAACCCGUAUCGGUUAGCAACCUUAUCACCCUUAUCUGUACAUAACUUAUGCAAAGAUUUGAUAUGAAAUGAAGCUUUUCCCUCGAAAAUUGUUCGUGUUACAGGCCACAACGGGCAACAAGCGUCGCCUUCGAUUUUCAAGUAUGGAAAAGGGGUUUUUGAGCAGGGGUAGAAAGCCUGGUUUUGAGGUUUAUGGACGACGUUUUCCUGACGACGGCGGCUCCAAAAACGACGCCCUUCACCUUCGCGCCGUUCACCUUCCCGACGGUCGGAUCGACGACUCCCUUCACUUUUCCGACGAUUGCCACCCCUCCGGUGACUCUGAAGCCCGUGAUUCCCACCACGGCCAGUCCCAAACUCUUUGCUCACAAUGCGGCCAGGGUCAGUUUUUCGUUGAAAAUGGUUUCGGAAUGUCAGAGGGGUCCCUAUAGUGGCAAUUUAAGGCGCAAUCGAAGGUAGCCCUCUCGGGACGUCCUCCUGCUUUUAAACUUUUUCAAGUUCAUUUAUUGAUUUUCGAAGAUUUUGAACGUCUCAACCCUGCACAACUUUCUCCUUUUUGAGAAAGGAUACCCCAAAGUCAAAAAAAAAACCGUUCAAACCUGUAGAAAAAACAAAUUUGAGACUUUUAUGGGCUUUAUGUGGAAGAAUAAUGAGGAUUCUGAACAAUUAUGUAGAAUUUUCCGACAGCAAAAUGAACCGUCUAACCCUACCUAAAUUUUUUUUUCUACCGAAGUUGAAGUGAUUAGGAAAAAAAUUAAGUCCUUUUUCUGUUUCAAUGCCGUGAUUUUAUUUUUCAAAUUCAAUUUUAAAUUAGUUGUGCUGGCCUGUACACAGGAAAAAAAUUGAAAAAUUUUGUCUGUCUCUGAAAAAAAAUCGGUAAAAAAAGAUGAUAAGGGGAGAUUCAAAGAAAGUUGUCACCUUUCCAAAAAAUCAAAAGGAUCCGUCAACUUUUUUUUGAUACGUUUUUGAGGCCUUUGGACUGCAAAAAUGGCUUUUUAAAAAACUGAAAGCAAAAGAUUAUUUGUUUUCAAGAUGAUCCGCGAGAUCGCGACGUUUUCCGACACCCACGGCGGCCAAAAUCAAGACUACGGGGCUGUUCAAAGUCUAAUGGAGGCUUUUUUCGAAGCCGUCGCUACGAAUAAGCCAACUCCUGCUGUUAGUAACGUACUUCAAUCACAGUAAUUUGAAGGAAAGCUUUUUAGGACGUCCCAAUCAAAGCUUGGACCGACGGGACCGAAUUGGGACCAAAUCGAGUUCUAACCAACAAAUUAUUCGAGUCGGAUAUGGUUCUCACUGUGAGGCAAAUGAAAGCGUGAGGAAUUAUUUUUAAUUUAUUAAAUUUUUCAACCUCAAUUUCAGCCAAUUUUUUUAAAUUUAAAAAAAUGUAAAGGGAACCCUCAAAAAAAGCUUUUUCUAAAGGGUUUCAAAACUUUGCUCAGCCUUACUUUUUGCAAAAAGAAGUUUUAAAAGAAAAAUUUUAUGUUUUUUUCAAAGAUUUCCUGAAAAGUUUUCUUUCAGCACCUUCUCUUCGUAAUUAUCCACUUUAUGUCAAAGACUCUCAAAAAAAGCUUAAACCUUGAUAAUUUUUUUUCAAAGGGCACAUUACAAUCUAUCCAUAAGUGUUCCAUGAGUCAUCCGCUUUCAUAAACGUACAUUACACACGAAAAGCCUCGACUUUUUUCCCCCAUUUACAGCGUCGUUCUCGCCGCGCAACAACAGCGUCAAGGUCGCCGUGUCAAGCGUAAAGUUCGUUCCUUCUCUCUUUUUUGCAAGCUUUUCCUUGAUUUCUUGACACGUCACGAGAGAUUGUUACAGGUGAUCACUGGGGCCGUCUACCGUUGGCCAACAGGUCCGAUUCCCUACCGUUUCAAAGGAGGGGAUGGUAGAUGAGACUUAUUAUCAAAAUCAAAUCGGGAAUUUACUUCAGAGGAAUGGAAAGGACUGAUCAAGAAAGGAUUGAACCUCUGGGAACGAGAAACUUGUGUCCGAUGGCAGGAAAAUGGACCCGGAAAGGAUUAUGUCAUUUUCUUUAGAGGCUCUGGGUGAGUUUUCCUUUAAAAAGGAUUCACAUUAUCAAAAUGAACGGAGAAAUACAAAAAAUGAUCAAUCUAAAAAAAAUUUGGUUUGAAAUUGAUUGACAUGAUCAAAAUAAACAGAGUAAAUUCAAAAAAAUCGUGAAUUUCGAUUUAGAUAAUUUCUUUUUGAAACAAUUGACCUUACGGAUUCUAAAUGUAUUUCUAGAAUUAAGAACAGACUAGACGAGAAAAAGUAUACUAAUUGAGCCAAUGCUUCAAAAAAAUGAAUUAUUUAUUUGUUUUCUGAAAAAAAUUGACAAACAAUUAACAAAUUUUUUUCUAAGUAUAAUCUUAUGCUUUCUUAUGAUGAAUUAUCAAUGAUAUAGGUUAGAUUCGAUUCUAUUUUGGAAAAUGAUUGGAAAAGUCGAAAAUUAAAAUAAAAAAAGCAAAAAAAAAAUGUCUGCUUGCAAUGAGUGCGCUCCAUCGAAUAGUUUUGUUGAUUCGAAUUUUUUACGCGGGUUUUUUUCCUUUUUUCUUUUUUUCUUUUUCCUCUUUUCACUCCUUUCCUUCUAUAGCCUAUUCCGCGCCAGCUUGUCACGUUUUUCUUCCCGCCAAAAAAGACUGUAUACCAAAUUAGAUAAAAUUUCUGCUUUUAUAACGGCAAGAAACAAAGGUCUUGAAGCGAAAGUUGGUUAAAUUUGACCUGGCCUUUUGGCGGAAAGAAAAACGUGAGAAGCUAGCGCGGAAUGGCCUAUAAGAGUAUUGUUUUCUAUUGGCUAGCCGAAAAAUGACUGGCAAUGAAAUAUUAUCAAUAAAUAUUUCUUUUUUCAUGAUAAUUUAUUUACUUUAUUUAUCAAUCGCGAAAAAUUCUACAUUUUUGGCGCUCUUUUUUUAUAGUCUGUUCAGAUUUUUAAUGUCAAGUACAAUGACGUCAUUCAAAAAUACUCCGUUGAUGGCUCGCUCUCUUAUUUUAUUUAUCGCACCAUGAGGGGUGGAGCUUGAGCGAUAACUUGACAUUCAAAAUCUAAACAGACUAUAACACCUCUAUGAUUUAUUUACUUUUUCUAUUGUCUCAUUAGAAACGCGAAACGGACGUGCUCCGGAUCAGCUUGUGUGUCAGGCGUGGGCCGGGCUUCGAAAUUGGCCGAGGCUGAGCAGGGCCGGCCACCGCACAAGCCUCCGGACGUUUAUGAACAUUUCUAGGGAUCACUUAAGAAUGCUGACGCUGCUUGGGUCACUAGAAAUGCCCGGACACGUCCGUUUCGCGUUACUCGGACAUUGGUAACGUUAAUCCUUGAGGAUCAUUCCGAGAAGGCCUUCUCGGAAUGAUUCCGCGAAAUUCAAAUAAGGGGCCAACAGUGAGGAGCGAUUUCGCGAUUUUAAGUUUACUGCUAUUUCAUUCGUCUUUUGCAAGAACACAGAACAAAAAAGCCCUCAGCUGCUUUUAAGAACAUCGGGCUGGUACCUGGUAUUUUUAGCCGGCUUCGCAGUUGAUCUGACUCUGUCCGCCAUGGACCCAGUUUGAAAACGUCUUCGCGACGAUUUCUUGUCAUCGCAAUUAACUGAAUUUUUAAAGAUAAAAGACUUUCAAGUGCGGAAAAAUAGGAUAUAAUUACAAAAGUUGAAUUGAAAAGAGCUGCUCGUGAAGUUAAAUUAUUUUUCGAAACAAAAACCUUCAAAACCUCACAUCAGUUGUUGCAGUAGUAGUCGAUCGACAGUUUCCAACACGCUUUUUCGUUCCCAAUUUUCAACAUUUGCUCCAGACGUUCUUUCUGAAGGAAAAACAAUAAAAAAGAGUUUUUUAAAAAUAUGAAACUGCUUUUAAUUGAAGCUGCUGUCGAAUCUCCAUCGCCUGAUCAGAAAACUUUCGUUGAGAGCUUCCUGCAAUAAUUUCAACUUGAAAAAAAAAGAUCGGUUGCAUUAUUCGAAUCGCAAUGUUUUGAAAGAUUAGCUAUGUAAAUUCGUAAGUAAGUUAGGAAAACUUUAUACAUUCAGAAGAACUAACUAGGCGGUGCGCUAGAGCUCCGCUCGGCCUUGUCAGAACUAAGAAUCCUAGACGCCGAAAGCCGUGACGGCAUUUUCCGCGGGGGUCCCAUCAUCGCUUUGCCAGCAUCGCGCUGCCAACAGUUUGUGCCUCGGCCACCGGAAUGGGCUUCGGCGUGACUUUGCGUAUCCAAUUUGCAAGCAAAGAGGAUCGGCACUCCGGGAGUCCCGCGGGCCUAAUCUACUAGCGCUUACAACUCAGAAACUUAUUUUGGAAGUUAGGAGUUUAAUGGAAGUUCAAAACUCAUCUUGACGUUAAAGUGCAGAAGCAAGACGGAGUCGUAAGGGAAUGAGAAAUGAUAUUUGAAUCCAGGUCAUGCAAGAAGAAAUGACACGUUGUCACGUGGUUUUUUUGUGAGUGUUAUUUUUUCGAUAUCAAAAAAUGACCUUGCCACGGGGUUCACGUUUUUUUUUUGCAGAGAAUGAAGUUUUUUUUCUAAAUAAAAUUAUGGGUUGUAUGACGUGAAAGCUAGCGGAGACACUAAAAAUUUUUUUGAAGUUCAAAUUUUUUAAUUUUUGGGCUCCUUAAUUUUCUUUUUCCGCGGUUUCUGUAUCGUUUUCUCCUCUUGUAGAAACGAUUCGCGUCACUUAGAGCCAAAUUGAAUCAGCAAAUGCACGUCCGUUUCGCGUUACUAAUGAUACAGUAGAAGAAAGCAAAAAUCAAAGAGGUGAAUAAGAAAGAAAAUUUCAGAUGUUACUCAUCCGUUGGACGGACAGGAGGCUCUCAAAUGAUUUCUAUUGGUUAUGGAUGCGAAGAUGUAAUUUCAGAAUGUGUUGUAUUCACGGAAAAUGAUUCGAAAUUCCAGACGGGCAUCAUUUCACACGAAGUUGGCCAUUCGCUUGGUUUCUGGCACGAACAAUCGCGUCCGGAUAGAGAUCAGUACAUCGAUUUGAGGUUCGAAAUUGAAAAUUGCAAAUUAUGAUCGAUUUUUGAAGAAAAGAAUGGAUCAUCAAGGGAACCGACGGGAAUUUCGAGCGAAGAAGUUGGGAGGAAAUCGAAGAUAUGGGCCUUCCCUACGAUUUGGGAAGCGUCAUGCACUAUGGAGGGCUUGUGAGUGACUCAGAAUUUGUUCAAACACUUUUGUUGGUGAUUUUAAAAGAGUAUCAACAACUUUUGGUCUCAAGACCAAAAAAAGGGAGAAAUGUAUCGAUUUCAAGAAUUUGAAUAGCGAUUUUAAAUUGGUUGAAAGAAUUCAAAAAUUUUAAUAAUAGGUCUUUUGCCAGAUUUAACAGGUAAAAAAGUUUUUUUUUUCAAACUUUCUCAUUUUGAAUUUUUAAACUAUGUUCAUUUAAAUCUUUUUCAUCGUUUUGAUUAUUUCCUAUGUUCUCGAUUUGACUCAAAAAACACUAUUUUUUCUUCUUUGUUUAGGCAGAAUAAUUUUUUUUGAAAAUCCGAAGAUUUUCAGCGUUUAGGUGGUUCUAACCUUGAACCGAAGAGUUUUGAAAGUUCAAAAUAUUAUUGUUGUAAACGUUUCCAAUCAAUUUAUUCAUAGAUUUUCCCACAUCUUGAAAAAAAGCAUUUUCCAGGCGUUCACCAAAGACUGGGACCAAGUCACGAUGGCCACUCGGGACAAGAAAUUCCAGCGGACGAUUGGACAAAGGGCCAAACCGUCUUUCAUCGAUGUCAAACAAGUCAAUCGGCUCUAUUGCAACAGUGAAAAAAUACUUUCCGGAAAAGUAAAUAGAAAUAUUUGCAGACGUGUGCCCGCAGAUGGCCUGCGAACACGGCGGUUAUGCCGACCCGAACGAUUGUUCCAAGUGCAAAUGUCCUGAUGGGCUGGCUGGAAGGACGUGUGAGCUGGUGGCGCCUGGAACUGAUGGUUAUCACUUUUCUGGCGCUAGUGACCUUUAAUUCCACAGAAAAAGUCACCAAGUUGCUCAUUUUGAAAAGAAUAAGUCAAAGUCAGCUACAUAGAACCAAAAGGAAACGUUUCAAAGUUAAGGAAAGUUUUAGAAAAAUUUAAAAAUCGAUAUUUUGAAGAAAAACUUCCUUUUUUGGAUCAGUUUUUUUUUCAUUUUUGAAUCAAAUGAUGUUUUGACGCCACAAGGCCUUCAAAGGGAAGCUAAAAAAAAGUGCGCAAAAUUUUAAGAAAAGAAUUGAAUGUUGAAAAACAUUUUUUUAAAUGUCGAUUUCAAAAAAACUUUUGGUUUCUCUCAAUAAAAAGAAGUUUACAGAAAAAUAAUCAUUUUAUUCACUUUGCAAUAGUUGAAUCAUGGCCAGAAAACAAUUAGAUAGAGAAAUAAAAAUUUUUAAAGUUAUACGAAAUUUCCUGAAAUUAUUGAAUAGGUUUUAAAAAAUGAAUCUUUUUAAUAUCAUUUCGAAAAUAGUUUCGAUUCCCCUUAUCAAAAAGUUGCAGCUGGAUGUGGCGGCGAACUGAUUGCGACUGGAGAAUGGCAGGUUCUCAACUACAGAGGUAAACGGAACUGCAAUUGGAGGAUCAAAGUUUGAAUAUCUAUUGAUUACGUGAAAAGACAAUGAAUCAGGCGCCAAAUUCUCGGAUCCGGUUCAUUUUGAACGAAAUCCGCUACCGGUGUGAGCAGACCUGCAAGGCCUUCAUCGAAAUCAAGUCGAACUCGGACUUCCAGCAGACCGGCUUCAGAACUUGGUAAGAGUCAGAAGGGGCUGAUGAAAAACUCAGUUAGUGAGGGGGGGUUCUUUCAGGUUCAAGUUCGAAAACGGUACCAAGUUUUCCUGAUCCUUGAAUGAUUAUCAAACUUACGAAGAAGAUCAUUUUAGCUCGAAGUAGGAACAAACUUUCGAGUUUUGAGUUUUGAAGUAUUAUAUCGAAAUUUUAGGAACGCCCUCCCCCUAUAGGGGCCACUAGCGGUUGCAAAAGUUGUUCCUGUAGGGGAGCAUGUUAGUCGAUUGGGUUAUGAACUCUAUGAAAAGAAGCAUUUCCAUGAAAAAAUCAAUAAUUUAGCGUUUUUUGAAGAAAAAAUAGCAACAGAAUGGAUCGAGUUUGUCUUUUCAAUUUUUUGAUGUGAACAAAAAUUCAUAAAAAAUACCCUAUAGGGACUACUUAAGCUUUUGUGGCUGGCCCUUGACCUCUCUAAGGGUCACUAUUUCGUUCCCUAUAGGGGUUUAACUCCUAUAGGGACCAUUCUGUAGUGCCGUAUAUGUAAAUUUUUUAGAAAAUCCCAAAUUUUGCAUUAAACCUGUCUGCGCUCUCUACCAAUCAAGAACUAUCUCUUUUUUAUUGUGUCAGGACCUUUAUUUUUGAUGACUCAAGCCAACCAUGAAUCGGCUAUAUCAAAAGAAAUUAGGUCGAGCUUCUUCUUUCAGUUGCUUCGAGGAGCACGUCGACUCCAAGUCGGACCAAUCCGAGAUGUUGGUCAUGUCCAACGCCAAGGCCAUCGAUUACGAGGUCUCCUUUGUCCUGAAGUACAUCGCCGACAACGGACAGCCUCUCCCGACCCCGCCGCCUUCGACUUGGGUGCCCGGAAAGGAGAAUCGGCCCUUCCGUGGCGAUACCGGAGGCCCUAUCGAGAAGUUCAUCCUCAACGCCAUCCCCAAGAUUCGGUAGGAUGUUAAGACUCUUCCUCAGAACGAAGAGAGUUUACUCGGAAUUUGAGACUCAUUUUUCUGAGAGAUAACUUAGGAGUGAGGUCGGAGGCGGUAUAUUGACGACAUCACGAAUGAAAUCCAUUGUCGCCGCGUUUUUCUCGUUCUCAUGCGCUCAAAAAAAAGCUUUAAAAUUACCAAAAUGCAAUAUUGCGCUAAGGAGAAUGCGAGAUCGCGUCGAGGCUUAAAACGAGUACUUUUGCGAUGUCUUCAAUGUCCCUCCAGCGAUAUCGCGUUGAUCGGAGCGUGUAUUCUUUAUGGGGCAGUAUAAGUCAUAUUUUUAGUUAAGCAUUUUCUUAAAAAUGCAAUUUAAGUCUUAUUUAAUAAACAUUUUCAGUUUAUCUCAAAUUAUGAAAUAUUCGAACCGAGUAGUUCUCAGGAAAAUUUACUAUCAUUACUAAUGAAAAAGGUUGAACGUGAUUUCAAAAGAGUCAAUAAAGAACAAAAAUUCAGAGCGCUGACGAUUUUUUUUUCAAGUCUUUCAAAAUUCAAAUAUUUUACUCAAGCUCUCACAACUCUUAUCGAUUUUCUUUUACUUCAAAAUCUCCUCUAAUCAGUUUUCAAGCUUUCGUCAACUUGACGCUCACCUUGAUCGUAAAAAAUUAACUGGCCGAGGCUUCCAAAAAUUAUUUUCAGCUUUUCCCUCGUUUUGUCGUAAAAUGUGUACUUUUGAGUUGUUUAAGAGGAAAUCAAUGAAUUUUCUUUCCAGAGAUCCGAAUCGGCCACUGGAAAGCGUGGUGAGCAUCGUCACACAGUAUGGUUUGGCCACCUUAUUCGGCGUUUCUCAGCAGUAG
Molecule: messenger RNA, 12636 nt
Organism: Caenorhabditis auriculariae
Lineage: Eukaryota; Metazoa; Nematoda; Chromadorea; Rhabditida; Rhabditidae
Source: the annotation of a GenBank genome assembly